Periophthalmus magnuspinnatus is the source of this 1311-nucleotide messenger RNA. It is a transcript of the gene msrb3, whose product is annotated as methionine sulfoxide reductase B3. The record is from RefSeq and is a predicted model, not a curated record. The transcript has 7 exons. Gene Ontology annotation, molecular function: peptide-methionine (R)-S-oxide reductase activity. Bases 167 to 820 code for a protein of 217 amino acids. Gene Ontology annotation, biological process: protein repair; response to oxidative stress. Lineage: Eukaryota; Metazoa; Chordata; Actinopteri; Gobiiformes; Gobiidae. Gene Ontology annotation, cellular component: cytoplasm.
CCACAGACACAACUGGACAACUCUAGACACACAGGCUCGAGUUUUCUGCGGCUCUGUCCUGACUCUGUCCUGACUCUGUCCUGACUUUGUCCCGGCUCGGUCCUGGCUCGGUUCGGUCCAGUUUUAUUCCUGUGGUGCGUGUCGCUGGUGUCAGCCUGAUCGGUUUAUGGCUGUGCUCCUCAGGAGGACUCUCCUCUCCGUCUUCCAUCGUGCCACCGGGCAAGGCAUCGUAUCUGUGCACGCUGCGCCCUCUGCUGGCCUCUUAGGAGCUCGCCGCACGAAGAAGACAUGGCCCGUGACGUUCACCAAAGAGGAGCUGAAGGAGCGACUCACCCCGAUGCAGUACCACGUCACCCAGGAGAGGGGGACAGAGAGUGCGUUCACGGGGGAGCUGACGUUUAACAAAGAGGACGGCACGUACAGCUGUGUGGUGUGUGGAGCGCCGCUCUUCAGCUCCAAAACCAAAUUCGACUCCGGCUCAGGCUGGCCGUCCUUCUAUGACCUCCUCGCCAAAGACGCCAUCGACCAGACGGACGACUUCACCUACGGCAUGCACCGCGUGGAGACCAACUGUGCACAGUGCGGCGCUCAUCUGGGGCACGUGUUUGACGACGGACCCAGGCCCACGAGAAAACGCUACUGCAUCAACUCUGCCUCUCUGACCUUCAGCCCCGAGACCCAGAACCAGGACCCCCACACCCCAAAGACCGGCCCGGGACCCCACGCCCCGGAGGAGGCCCCGGAGGAGGCCCCGGAGGAGGCCCCGGAGGAGGCGGCGCUCGGAGGUGAAACGGCGGGCGGAGAGAAGAAGGAGCUCUGAAAAGUGGUGUUGGCUCGGGGUUUGUUUUAAACAUUCCUGACGAGUUUGAAGAGAUUUUCUGGAGUGAAGACGAUGAAAGUUCAGCCUAAAGUUUGGACGCACAUUUACAUUUAAAGUGAAACACUAAAUCCACUUUUGUCACUAAACUGUGUGACCUCUGCAAUUAAAGUACUACGUGACAUCACACAGGACUCUAAUGCCCCAUAGAAGUGAAAACACAAACACUGAGUCCAAACUUCAGUCUGAUAAAGUUUUAGUUUGGUAUAUUUUGGUGUAAAUCCUGUUUAUUUUGCAGUGCAGACGUUGCCGUGGUAACUCGAGGGUUAAAUCCCAGCUCGUGGCAUUACACACAGUUGUCGUGUGUCUCCGGGCAGGACACUUUGACCCUGAAGUGGCUCAGACUCUUUGGCGCUGGCGUUGCUAUAGUAACCACACUUUGGACAAAGCUCAUUGGUGACACGUUGAGAUUUGGUGAUUUUCACGUCGGCGCC